This is a messenger RNA of Aspergillus nidulans FGSC A4, 1326 nucleotides long. Its product is annotated as DUF803 domain membrane protein. NCBI's taxonomy places the organism in Eukaryota, Fungi, Ascomycota, Eurotiomycetes, Eurotiales, Aspergillaceae. The transcript has 6 exons. Gene Ontology annotation, molecular function: magnesium ion transmembrane transporter activity. Gene Ontology annotation, cellular component: membrane; endoplasmic reticulum membrane. Bases 1 to 1326 code for a protein of 441 amino acids. Gene Ontology annotation, biological process: magnesium ion transport; magnesium ion transmembrane transport. The record is from RefSeq and is a predicted model, not a curated record.
AUGAUUUCAGAUAAGUACGCAUCGCCUCGCUCCUUGUUGCUCCCUGUGUUAGGCGGUCGCAUUCUAACGGAUGACUCGAUCAACAGGUAUAUCGGCCUGUUGUUGGCCAUCCUUUCUACGAUGGCCAUUGGCACGAGCUUCGUCAUCACCAAAAUAGGUCUAAAUCACGCUACAGAACGACAUGGAUUCGAAGGUGAAGGGUUCUCAUACCUGAAAAGCCCAACGUGGUGGGUUGGAGUCAGUACCUGUACGGAACAGCCGCAUUUGAAGAAUCGCGAAGGAGAAGCUGACAACUUCGCAGUGGCUAUUGGGGAGGCCGCCAACUUUGCGGCAUAUGCAUUUGCACCAGCCAUCCUAGUGACACCCCUUGGUGCGCUUAGUGUUUUGAUUGGCGCUGUCCUAGGGUCUUAUUUCCUCAAAGAAAGGCUUGGCGUUUUGGGAAAACUGGGCUGCGCUAUGUGCUUGCUUGGAUCAGUGGUUAUCGUCCUACAUGCGCCGCCGGAUCAGCCAGUUGAUACGAUUGACGAAAUUUUGCAAUAUGCGCUCCAGCCUGGAUUUCUGAUAUACUGCCUUGCUGUCGCGAUAUUCGCGACUGUCAUGAUUUACCGAGUCGCCCCUAUAUACGGGAAGAGGAAUCCGCUGAUCUAUAUUUCGAUCUGCUCCACCGUUGGUUCUGUUUCCGUCAUGUCUGUUAAAGCUUUCGGCAUUGCCCUGAAGCUUACCCUAGGGGGCCACAACCAAUUCACCCAUGCUUCGACAUACGUGUUCCUCAUCGUUACCGCCUUCUGCAUUCUCACGCAGAUGAACUACUUCAACAAGGCCUUGAACGAGUUCUCCACCUCGAUCGUCAAUCCCUUGUACUAUGUCACAUUCACCACCGCCACACUCUGCGCCUCAUUCAUCUUGUUCAAAGGAUUCAAUACAACGGAUGCCGUCAAUACCAUUUCGCUACUCUGCGGUUUUCUGAUUAUAUUCUCCGGGGUCUAUCUCCUGAACAUCUCAAGAAACGAUCCAGACGGACAUUCGAUGAAUGCGAAAUAUGACGAUGAAGGUGUUCCCACAGACGGAAUUGCAGGGUUUCAAACUCGUCGGUCGAUGCAGGCGCGCAGGAGCGGCGAACCGCAUCGCCGAAGUUCUUCGAGCAUUGCCUUCCUGAGCGGACGUGGUGACCGGGAAGGUCUUAUCCGCUCUUACGACGUCGAGAACCAAAAUUUUGGGCUCUCUGAGUUGACCGAAGAAAGUGAUGGAGAACCCGGCCCCACGUUCAAAAGGAGCGAGGAGGUAGAUCGCACAUCCCAAUCACGGAAGAAGAACGACGAUCUAUAG